Wasmannia auropunctata (little fire ant) is the source of this 1039-nucleotide messenger RNA. RefSeq lists its product as uncharacterized. Gene Ontology annotation, molecular function: dipeptidyl-peptidase activity. Gene Ontology annotation, biological process: proteolysis. The transcript is spliced from 5 exons. The coding region runs from base 89 to 1009 and encodes 306 amino acids. Lineage: Eukaryota; Metazoa; Arthropoda; Insecta; Hymenoptera; Formicidae. The record is from RefSeq and is a predicted model, not a curated record.
UUUUAAAUGCGUUUCUAUUCUUUCAAUCAGGGACUAUUAUUUUUCGACUGCUUCCUGGGUAUCUCUAACAGAAGUCUGCAUAACGUGGAUGAACCGUCUCCAGAACUUAUCAAUGAUUAGUAUCUGUAAGAGUCCAAUGUGGCAUUGUCAGGAAAUAUACAGAAUAAAGAACGAUAAGGGAUGGGUGGAUACUCCACCAGAAGCCCCUCUUUUUUCAAUAAAUGGCAGCAGUUAUAUCGCAAUAAGUCCUGUGGAUGAUGGACCAGCCGGAUUUUACAAGCAUAUAAUUUGGGCUAAUGUGCUCCGAAAACAAGUAGUGCCUUUGACGCAUGGAAAAUUUGAAGUCGUUAGGAUUUUAGUAUGGGACCAAACAAAUAAUACUAUAUAUUUCAUCGGUAUUCCAUUUAUGAGACCGGGUCAGAGACACCUCUAUCGUGUAAGUUCUACUCUUCCUCCUACGGGAUCGCCUUUGCGUCCUGCUAUAUGCCUCACAUGCACUAUCUCAUCUGACACGACAAACGAUGAAGGUGAACAUCGAACUAGUUCUUCAAAUUGGCAGAAUGGACUUCCCAUUCGAAAUGAAUGGCAUGAUGAUCAUUAUGAAAUUCAUAUCGACAAUAUUAACAACAAGGAACAUCGUCAAGCAAAGGAUAUCUCUAAAAAGGACAAGUUGAAAAAUAGGAAUGUUUUAAAAAGCGGCGAUCCACCUUGUCAGUAUCACAAUGCGAUCUUCCCGUCCGCGGAUUGUGAAUAUUUCAUUCUUGAGUGCCUUGGACCUGGUAUACCUAUCGUGGCCCUUUACAAAAUGGAAAUGUCUGUGCCGCGAUUCAUUAUGCCAUUGCAGAAUAAUACGUUGUUACGCGAAAAAAUAGCAAACAUCGCACUUCCGCAGGUAAAGACUUUUCCUGUGCAGAUAAGUGGCGGCUACAACGCCCAAGUGAGAUUGCAUCUACCACCUGGAUUAAGAGAAGAUGAAAUUACGCGUUAUCCGUUGGUGGUUCAGGUGUAAGUAUAAUAUAUUAUCAAAUAUAUGUUUAUA